UUAUCGGACGGGAAACGGGCCCGACAGCGGAUCGUACGAACGGCUUUGAAAACUUGAACUCCUUGAAUUCGGUGCUGACCGCGAACGGCUGUCACGAUCUAUCCACCUUGAUUUUAUCGAACUCUAGUGUUAUGGAGAACUCUAGACUUCAGUAUAUAUUGAUUGUUCUGUUUGUUCUUGUGCUUAACCUUGUUAGACUUAUUCAAUGUAGAAGUAUGAAUACUCGCAAUCGUAACCGUCAGGCGUCCCCAUCUCCUUCUCCUCCUCGUCAGCACCAGGCCGCUCCGGCCAUGGACCUUACUCAGCUUAUCAUUCAGUUCCAAAGGAUGAAUGCACCAACCUUUGCGGGGACUGAGAACCCCACAGCGGUGGUAGAGUGGAUCAAAGAACUGGACAAGAUCUUCGCUGUACUUCCCCUUCCUGACCGUCAGCGGGUAUCCCUUGCAGCUUACCAGAUGAAGGAGGACGCUUCCGAUUGGUGGAUUGACCACUGGGCUCGGAGGCCAGAGGCGGAGCUCCAUGCACUCUCUUGGGAGCAAAUGAAGAUAAUGGUGCGCAGCAAGUUCCUUCCCCAGAGCUUUUGGGAUAAGAUGGAGCAUGAGUUCUACCACUUGCAGCAGGGCAGCUCUACAGUGGAUGAGUAUAUCCGCACUUUCACCCGCAUGUGCCUUUUUGCGGGCGACGCG
This is a messenger RNA of Striga hermonthica, 686 nucleotides long. Lineage: Eukaryota; Viridiplantae; Streptophyta; Magnoliopsida; Lamiales; Orobanchaceae. The record is from the annotation of a GenBank genome assembly.